UUUCUUCUCUUUCUGGUUGACCGAUUUCACUCGAUUGCAGUCCCAGUGCACGUUGUACGCCAGACGCUAUUUCUCAAGCCUUCAGCAGAAUGUACACUUUCGCCUCAUCUGCAGACCGACUCGGAUCUGAUUCCCGUGCUUGCAUUGUCUGUAGGCAUCAUCUCCUUCAUCAAAGCCGUGUUGCCUGAGCAAACUGUGGACGCCCAUGCUUGGUCGUCUACGCCAUCUCAAGUCCAUUCGCAGUUCAUUUUGGACAUGAUGUCGCAUUCCUGUCACGAAUAUGCUUGUUUGUAUGCCUAG
This is a messenger RNA of Protopolystoma xenopodis, 300 nucleotides long. The record is from the annotation of a GenBank genome assembly. Lineage: Eukaryota; Metazoa; Platyhelminthes; Monogenea; Polystomatidea; Polystomatidae.